Molecule: messenger RNA, 4923 nt
Organism: Phyllopteryx taeniolatus (common seadragon)
Lineage: Eukaryota; Metazoa; Chordata; Actinopteri; Syngnathiformes; Syngnathidae
Product: cohesin subunit SA-2
Exons: 31
Coding region: 1256-4813 (1185 amino acids)
Biological process (GO): sister chromatid cohesion
Cellular component (GO): cohesin complex; nucleus; chromatin
Molecular function (GO): chromatin binding
Source: RefSeq, a predicted model, not a curated record
GUUGUUUUAUUAUUUGCUACGUUUGUCAACAAGUCUGACUUCAAUGUGACUAUCGACGUGUACUGUAUUACGAUUCAGAACACUAGGGUAGGCCAUAUUUCAUAUUUGGCUUUCGGCUGGGAGAAUGUGUCCGACCAAACCGUGUGUUACUAGUGGAGCAAAGUGCUCUCCGGGCUUUUUCGAAAAUGUGCCCUGUUUUACUUUUGUCGAUUCUUAUGAGGCUUUUAAACUGAACCGCUGCUGCGUCUGUAGUUGAAGUCGCCAGAAUACGCAGAACGCCAAAUCACGACAGAAGUCAUCCAAAGGUACGUUUCGAUGCGGACAAAUGAAUUGGGGCGAUAAGACGUAAAAGCCUAUCGUAACAGUCUCCGUAUGCGAUGCAAAUAUGGAUCGGAAAAGUGCGAGCACAAGCCUGAAGGCAUCGGUGUUCAACGUGCGGCCCGAGAGGCAUUUGUGGACCGCUUAUUCAAAUAAUCCGAAAAAAUUACACACGCACGUUACCGUCGCAAAAGCUUUCGUUCUGUAUUCAAAAGAGGAUUUUGCACUUUGGUAGUAGUGGAAGAGGCGCACAAACGUAUCACGGAGGUUCAGAUAGUAACCUAAUUAUUUGAUCUCUGCGAUAGUUUGCGGGAGGCCAUUAAAGCCAUGUUUAAUGAAAGUACUAAACUGAAAAACUACGGUCCAUAUUCGAGCGUACUAAGCAGUACUAGAUACACAAGUACAAGAUAGCACACAUUUUUUUUUGUCCAAAAUGAGAUAUCACACUAAUACUUUUUGCUUUGUCACCAUGAACACCAAUCAGAGAUGACAUUUUUUUUCAUGAAAAACCUCUAGAUUUUACUGCUUAAGCAUAUUGUUUUGGUUUGAGCAUUUUUCAUAGACAAAAGAUAAAGUGGGCACUUCUCUUGCUUGCAUUUUUCUGAAUGUGGCACUCAUCCCUUUAAAAUGAUUGCUUGUCUAGCAACGUUUGUACAAUCGAAUUAAAUGCAGUUGUGUUGUCGGUGGCAGAAUUACUGCAGAAUAGAGAGAGAAACCAGUUAGUAGCGUUCUUGAAGGUGAAGACGCAAAGAUGGAGCAGACUAACGAGAGCAUCGUGGUAGUCUCGAGGCAGCGUGGGCCUGUGGCGACAUGAUUCAAUGAUGGUCCUGGUCACGGUCUCGGUCCCAGUCCCGGUCAAGGUCAAGCUGUGCACAUCAUUCUGACUUCUGGAUGUUCCCGGUGAAGCAAGUCACAUGAGUGCUGUGUGAAGAAGGACAUGAUACCAGACCCCGCGUCUGCAGCCGCAUCCGGACCCUCUAAGCUCAAUAAAAGCUCAAGCCAGGCCGAGAAAAACCCCUCAGGAGCUGUGAACAAUUCCGAGGAUGAGUCCGGCAACGAGAACCGACGCAGGAGGGGGCGGCGUAGGAAAAGAACUCACAAGGAAGUGGAGAAUGUCACGAGCGAAAAGGCCGAAAGUGGGCGCGGCAGCGUCGGAAAGGACAACGUCUGCCGCCGUAAACGCGCGCACGCGGAAGCCGUCACUUUGUUCGAUGUCAUCUCCAUGGGUCCGAGCGCCAUGCGGGCGGUGAUCGACGGCUGGAAGGAGGCGUACGCCGAGGACAGAGACGCGGCCCUCCUCGACCUCGUCGGCUUCUUCGUCCGGUGUUGCGGCUGCAAAGGUGUGGUCACAGCUGAAAUGUGUCACGCCAAAGGCGACAGCAAGGCCAUGGACAAGAUGGUGGACGAGUUGGUGGAGGACUCGGAUGAGGUUGCCGGGCUGCAGUCCCAGAAGUUUCUGGCUUUUCCGUGGAUUCUCACAUUCACUUGGCCCACGCAUGCAGACAGCAGCGAGUACCCGCUGAUCCAGCCGGCGCCGCGCGGCCGACGCUUCCACUCGGAGCUGUGCGACUUUGUGCGCAUGUUGGUGUGCCGGUGUCGGCGCAGCCUCAUCUUCGACGGCUACUUGAUGACCGCGCUCGUCUCCCUGCUCUCCCACCUCUCCGACUCUCGCGUACGCGCUUUCCGACACACCUGCACGCUAGCAGCGGUAAAACUGCUGAGCUCGCUGAUUGACGUGGCUGUCAGUCUGAGCACGAGUGUUGAAAAAAGUCCAAAGCUGCAGCAGGCGCAGAGGCCAAGCCGACAGAAGACUCAGGCAGAGCGAGCGCUACAGGAAGUGGAGGAGGUGCGGGAGAAGAGAGCCGAGCUGGAGCGCACGAUGGACGUCAUUUUCAAGGCCGUCUUCCUCAAGCGCUAUCGUGACGUGCAUCCGGAAAUCCGUUCCCUCUGCGUGGAGGAGUUGGCCUUGUGGAUGCGGCGCUACAGCUCUGUGUUCCUCACCGACACUUACCUCAAAUACAUGGACUGGAUGUCAUACGACAAGAUUCCGGAUGUGCGUCUCAAGUGUGUUUUCGGCCUGCAGAGUUUCUACGGCGACCCCGUUCUUCUGCCUGAACUGGACCUCUUCACCGGCCGCUUCAAGGAUCGUCUGAUCGCCAUGACGCUGGACAAGGACAACGAAGUUGCUUUCCAGACCAUGAGAUUGCUGCUGCUCAUCUCCAAAACGUGCGAAGAUGUGCUCAGCGCAGAUGACUACGAGCUUCUCCUGCGGCUGGUUUAUUGUUCGCAGCGCCCCCUCGCGGCCACAGCUGGUGAGCUGCUGUUCUUCAGGCUUCUGAGUGCCGAUGAGGCUGCCGCUAACAAUCGGGAUGAAAAGAGUCAAGAGGAGGCUCAUAAACGACAAAGUUUUGCACGACUCAAGGCCCUGCUGGAAUUCUACCAGAACUCUAAGCUGCACGCGCACGUGGUCUACCUCGUGGACAGCCUGUGGGACUGCAGCGGAGGGCUGCUGAAGGACUGGCCCGCUAUCACCUCUUUACUGCUGCAAGACCCUCACAGUCCCUCGCCGGGUACAGGCCUCACUCGGGAGGAAGAAGCGCUGCUAGCGGAGGUCGCGCUCGCCUCCGUGCGUCAGGCGUCCGAGGGGCCGACGCUGGCCGGGAGGAGCGGCGCGAAGAAGGUGAUGAGUUCCAGAGAGAAGAAAGUUCAGCUCGAUGACUGCGCAACGCUCACGCAGCAUUUCCUCACCGUGCUUCCGCACUUGCUGGCCAAGUUUUCAGCUCGCUGGGACGUUGUUGCCUCCCUGAUGAGGAUUCCUCAGUACUUCCUGCCAGAGAGCCCCGCGGCCCAAAACACACAGUCGGUCUCCAGACUGUUAGCGGACAUCGGACUGGUCCUGGAGGCCCACGCGGACGGCGGCGUCCCGGAGGCGGCGUCCCGCUCCUUCCUCCGUCUUUGCGCAGAGGAGAGCAGCUGGGGCCCCACGGCGCGGCCCGCCAGGGAUUCCAUGGUCCGGGGCUGGGUGGAGCACCUGCAAGUCCUGCUGACCGACUCCCCGGAGGGUUCCAUCUUCUCUGCUGACGAGGAGCAAACUGGAGACAUUUUAGUCACGCUGAAGAAACUCUGCGCUUUCCACAACUGUCACGAUCUGUCCUGCUGGAACCUGUUCGAUCUGCUCUCCCCGCUCCUGCCGGUCCACGGCGGCCAAGAGGGGCCGCCACCUCAGGUGCUGAAGGAAGUGUUACAAUGUCUGUGUUACUGUGUUUUCUGGUCUCUGAGCACAAGCGGUGACAUUCUGACCUCCAGGGAAGAGGCCGAGUGCCAGAGGCUUCAGUUGCGUGUGCUCAGCGAGGCAAGUCAUCGUUGUCUCUCCCACGCCGACCACAGCGUCAGGCGGCAGGCGUUCCUGGGAGUGUGCGACGUCCUGAGCGCUCACUCCUACCAGCGACGAGUGCGGCAUCCCACCUCCUGGAGCCCCCUGCCCUACACGCCCACGCCCAAACUGCAGAUGGCGCUGUUGAACUUUGUGUGCAAGAACGUCUUCGUCGACGCGGACUGCGACCGCCAAAGCGAAGCCGGCCGACACGCCGAGAAGGAGAAGGAGAAGGAGGAUGAGGAUGAGGAGAUGCCGGAGGAUCUCGACGGACGGAGACGCAUGCUCGCCGCCUACUGCAAGCUGGUCCUACGCGGCGUGCUGGACAUGAGCAUGGCGGCGGACAUCUUUACCUUCUACGUGAAGUAUCACCGCGACUUCGGCGACAUCAUCAAGGAGACCGUGCACAGGAGCCGACUCGUCGACAAGCUGGAGAGCACUCGUGCGCUGGUGCUCUCUUUACAGCAGCCGUUUGCGCGUCUCGAGCGCGAGCGGGACGCCGGAGGACCGCCUCCCGUCCGUCGGGGCGUCCGGACCUUGGGCGGCCUCAAGGAGCUGGCCAAACGCUUGGCCCUCACCUUCGGGGACCUCGUCAAGCUUCGCGAGUGCGUCGUCCUCAUCCACAGGAGCGGCAUCGAAUUCGUCUUCCUGGACUUCGGAAGAUCCGCCCCGGCGUUCCUGCCCUACUUGAGCGUCCUGGCCGAGUUCUCCAGCAAACUGCUCAAACCGGACAAGAGGACCGUGCUAGCCUACCUGCAGAAGCACACCUCGGAGCGCGCGGCGGACCUGAGGGAGGAGCGCUGGCAGCCGCUGCUCUACUACCGCGGCUCCCUAUUGGCCGAGGGGGACGCCGCCGGCUCCCACGGCAGCUCGGACAGGAAGCGGAGCGGACGCUCAAACCCGGCCAAGAACAAACGAGAAGGCACCAAGUCGUACGGACCACUGAGCCCCGCUGAGACCCAAGUCGGAAGAGAUCACUGUUUGAGUCCCAGCUUCUAUCUGGUGAUACUCAGCAGCACGAGCACUCGUCACGAGCGGGAAGCCCUCGUGAACAAAAGACGCCCCACUCAACCAACACGCUCGCCGUGUGACGAUGAAGAUGCUGUGGAAGUUGAAAAUUAAUAUAAAGCGAUUAACAGUAUUUCUCUGCAAACUCUCCAGUAAACAGCAUGUGUUCAAAUGUGCAUUAUUGAUCACAUUUGUACCCAAAUAAAACAGUUUCAUGUUGGGGA